GCAUGAGUCAUCACAUCAACUUAUAUUCACUUCGUGGAGAUAACACUCUUCAAGACUAAAAACAUCUCUCAUUAUCAUGGGUUAUCGAAUCUGUUUCUGUUUUAUCGUUGCUCUUGUGACUCUUGAUUCACUGAAGGGGUCAUCAACAAAGAAGAAAUGUGGGUUCACACAGGUGGGUUCAGGAAAUUUCAAUGUUUUGAACCUAUGCUUAAAGAGCAUACAGCAGACGCUGAAAUCUUUGGACCAGCGACUACGUGCCCUGGAGAAACCAAAAGGUACAAAUGCAUAUUUAAAACUAUUGGGUGUAGCUAGUUCCUAGAAAAUAGAGCCUAAAGAAUUUUAAUCUAGAUCAAUUUCAAACUCGGGUUGGAAAUUUCGGUCUUCUUGCUCAGAACUGUUUCUUAUUCGCAUCACGUUAGUAAGAGUAUUUUGAAAGAGAGUAUUUUUGCUGUGGGUGUCCCCGUUCAGAGCUCAGGGUUAAAAGUUUAGAUCCAGUUAUAAUUAAAUUAGAUUAUCAGCUGGCAUAGGAGCUCAGCUGGUAAGUCACACUGAAUUUGAAAUUACAGAUUUGCGGCCUAAUGGCACCCGGUUCACCAGAGCUGCUGUAACUUUGAAUCAGGGUUAUUGCAUAGUUUUGGCCAGAUUUGGCAAAUUAUCAGAGUUAUAACAGCUCUGUGCUGAUCAAACAACCUAAAGUCGUUAAAUUGCUAACGUCUCACAAAGUACCGUCUGAACUUCAAACCGCAUAAUUCAUCUGAAAAAUUACUCAUAUUGUCGCGGCUCAAGACACGUCUAUAUAGCCUCUGAAUUGCAAGAGGGAAGAUAUACGAAGCAGGACUAAACCUUUACCUAAUUAUUUUAAACGUACAAUUGUGUAGAAGGCAGAAAGUAAACUGGAAGAUAAAUUGACUGAACUUGAAAUCUCUUUACUAUCGAAGUCAAGGCCUGCAGGUUCGACUUUGAACGCGGAAUAGGGGCCUGGGCUAAAACUGGUACAGUGUUCAAUAACCAGCCAACCUACGGUGACAACUCUGCAGCUCGGUACCAAACACCUGCCAAUCAGCAGGGGGACUGGUGGAUUGGGGGAUUCGAGAACAGACCCUCUAUAUCUUCCCCUAGAGGAAAAGUACAGGGAGACAGGCCACAAGGAACUCUUACCUCCCCAACCUUCAAAAUAAAUGGCAAGUACAUCUCAUUUUUGAUUGGCGGAGGCUGUGAUAUCAAAGUGAUUCGAGCAGAGUUGAUCAUCGGUUCGAAGAUAAGAAUGCAUGAGAUAGUUGGAACACUUUUAACUGGCCACGCUGCCUUAAUGCCAUUGAUAGGUUUUUUUAAAAAUUUCUAAGGAUAACAACUACAGAGGAUUCUAAGAUCUUUUGGGGGGAAAUUUACGAAGGUAAGGGAUUACUAAAAUCCUUAAGGAUAGGAGAAUGAAUCUACGAAAAGGAGAGAAUGUCAACAAAAAAUUGCAAUUAUCUUUGAAUCAAUUUUAGGGUAGUUUUCAGUUCUACCCUGCAUAGAUAUCGCUGGCUUGUUCAGGUUGAAACUUGUCUUGAAUAUACUGGAUAUAGAGAUAUUUCACAGUUUUAAGCCUGAUAGUUGUCCAUUUUGCUCGCGAAAUUAAUAAUCGUAGGUGACGAUACUGACUCAUUGUAGGAGAUUUAUCAUCCUUUCUCCUUCACCUUAGCUCCACCUAUCGUUUUCUAGGUGGUGAAACAAGUCACUGGCAAAUGUCAUGAGACCAUGAUUCGAAAGUUCUGGGAUGUUGGAGCUUACAUUGGCCAAAGUGCGCGCGUCAAACUGGUUGACUUCAGCUCCGGAUCAUGGGGUCAUAUUAAUUUUGAUGAUCUCAAGGGCGACAUAAGCUGCUAGUAACACUGUUUUCUCGAGCUUAGAGGAGUUCAAAUGGAAAAGGGGGAAGUUAAAGGGUAAAUUAAGGGUUGUUAAACAUCAAUGUAGUCCUUUUAAAAAUGUGGGAAAUAAAGUCAUCUAACAUGCU
Molecule: messenger RNA, 1996 nt
Organism: Pocillopora meandrina
Lineage: Eukaryota; Metazoa; Cnidaria; Anthozoa; Scleractinia; Pocilloporidae
Source: the annotation of a GenBank genome assembly